AUGAAAUCCCUCUUAUUGUGCUGCUUGACGGCUCAUCUAUACCUGGGUUUAAAUGCAGAAGGAAAUCCGCCGAUCGUCGGCUCUCAUGUCGACGAGGAACGCGGCUUUUCAAUCAGGGAUUUCGAGCUUAAACCACCUUUUCCAAACCUCUAUACAGGAUGGGAUUCAACUGGAGAUGCCGUAAUGAUUAACAACCGAAUCAGUUUGACGAGGGAUCAACGAUCAAUGCGAGGGACGUUAUGGAGUCGAAAUCGCAUCCAAGAACGCGAUUGGGAAGCACAGGCAUCAAUCCGAAUUUAUGGCUCAUCGGGUAAAUUGCAUGCAGAAGGUAUUGCUCUCUGGUAUCUUGCUGAUCCUGCACUCCCCGGACCUGUCUUUGGCGUCAAUGAGAAUUUCAAGGGAAUCGGCAUAUUUUUUGACACCUACAAAAACGACGUGAACAACCACGACGCGUAUCCAAGAAUUUCUGUUGUGCUCAACGAUGGAACAAAGACUCUCGAUUGGGAUAAAGACGGUGAAAACCUAAGACUUGGAGAUUGUCAUAUUGCUGGAGGUGCGCAGAGUCCUGACUCAGAUGCUCGAAGCAACAAAGUGUUUCGUAUUUUAAUUAGAUACUACAUGGAAAACUUGGAAAUAUAUUAUGCACAAUACGAAGACUUUAAAUGGACCCAAUGCACCACAAUCUCUGAUGUUCGUUUGCCAACAAAUUACAUCUUUGGAAUGUCUGCUUCAACCGGAGAUCUCACAAAUAAUCAUGAGCUCGCAACCUUUAAAGUUAGCGCUUUGGAUGCACCACCACAUUCAUCUUUCCCCGCAAUGAUUCCAGAACACAAAGCCGUUAAAGAAAGCGCUCCAAUCGUGGAAGAAUCACAAGGAUGGGGAUGGGGCAUGAAGAUUUUCUUCUUCAUUCUGGCUCUUGUUUUCUCGAUUUUAUUAAUCGAAAGUAUUCAGUUAUCUCGAUGGGGUCAGAAGCGUCGCUAUUACAUUGUUUCGACUGAUGAACGAAUAAUG
This is a messenger RNA of Mesorhabditis belari, 1011 nucleotides long. Lineage: Eukaryota; Metazoa; Nematoda; Chromadorea; Rhabditida; Rhabditidae. The record is from the annotation of a GenBank genome assembly.